Molecule: messenger RNA, 3379 nt
Organism: Leptomonas pyrrhocoris
Lineage: Eukaryota; Euglenozoa; Kinetoplastea; Trypanosomatida; Trypanosomatidae
Exons: 1
Coding region: 416-3379 (987 amino acids)
Source: RefSeq, a predicted model, not a curated record
GACUAUUUCUUCGCGCAAAUUCUUUUGCCGGUCCAGACGCUUGUCUUUAUAGCUGGCGCUUUUUUUGCGAGAACACGACGCUGUGCGACUCAACCUCCCCAACACGCUGUACGGCUUCUGACCCUCGGCGCUGGCCCUGCUCAACGCAUUGUCUUUUCCGGAAAGCUGUGCUUACGGAGCCACAAGCACAGCACACAACGUACACAGAGCACGAUCACCAGUGCACAUUGCAUUCGUUGUUUCUUUACACACACACACACAAACGCACACACCUGACCAGCUUCAUAGAUAACAUUUUUUUCUCUGCUUUUUGACUUCCGUUUUCUCAAAAAAAAAAGCUGCACCUUUUUUUCCCUUGGAAGCAGCAAGUAGAUUUCUUUAGAAAAAGAGCGAGAACACUCUUCUCGUGUCAAUAAUGGCGGAUGCUUUGCUUGCAACGGUCAGGCGGUACGAACUCCGUAGCGGCCACUACGCGGGCGAUGUCGAGGAAGAGGAGAGGGAGGAGAGCGGAUCGGCUACAUCGGAGGAGUCGUACAUCUCGGAGGGAGAAGGCGCGCCUGACCUCGUCGUCGAAGCAAGCCCAUUCCAAGGCGACGGCUCCGACGGGCGCAUGACCAAGGAAGACGUGGACGCUUCCUUCUUCAGCGAUUACGAGGCAGAAGCGCGCUCAAAAGCCAUUGCCAUAGCACCUCUCACCCCACCGCCACCGCCACCGCCACCGCCACUUAAAAAGAGUUCGCUUGCAAAGCGCACCAACGGUGGCACCGAUCCACUGCCGCAUGGCGAGAAGAGAGAAGUGGAGGAGGAGGAGCUGCACGACGGGGACGCCUUUUAUGAUGCAGAGUACGCAUCCAGCUUGGGGGAACAGAAGAAGAGGAGGGGGUCCUCGCCGUCACCGACGCCGGAGGCUGCCGUCCAAUGGAAGCAAGGCAAGGUCCUCACUACUUCCUCUGCUCACCACAACGGCCGUGCGAACUCGUGGCUGGAUCCGCUGCGUUCGCUGUCGUCACCGCCGCUGGACGUUGACGUCGACCACGACCAGUUCGGGCGGUUGUUGUUGCGUGCACCGCAUGGGCUCUCCGACUCUCCGCGGCGCGGCUCUGACUCAUCCCCUUCUGCACCACGCAGCAACACGCCGCGGUCGUAUGUUGGCGCCCCGCCCGCCGCGGUGCGAGAGGGGACCGCCGCCCCGUCGCCACCUUUCCACCCUAUUUCUUCGGUGGAUCUCCCUGAUCAGCCCAGUUUUGUGUGGGGCUCGCACGACUCGCCGAGGAACGCGCCGGUGGACGUGGUGAAGGCGCUGUCGUCCACUGCGACGGCGCAACACGGAGGCGGCGCUCCAGCAAGCAAAGGCAGCCGGGCCCCGCUUCCCUCACCACCACCACCACCACUUCAGGGACACCAGGCAAACCGUCGAGCUGCGUCUACAGCCGACACGCAGACGGCGGUGGUCGCCUCUACCCCACCGCACAAACCUCCUACAGCUGCCGUUUCAUGGACCGACGUGCCGACCUCAGCGGAGACGGUUGUGCGCGCGCUGGUGCCCGGUCUGCACCCCCUCCCAACAGCCGUUGUCACGGACGGCUCCACGGGGCAGAAACGCGUGGUGCGAGAGCGUGCCCCGCGAGGGGUGCCGCUAUUGCUGCAGUGCACCGAGCACGCCGACACCCCCACGCGCACCAUCGUGAUUCCCUCCGCCGCUGAGGAGAAGGCCAGCGUUGGUGGCGACGAGGAUGAAGAGACGGUGAGUGCGGGACCGCACACCAGCGCGUACCGCGAGACGAGUGGGAUGUCAGACCUCAUUUCCUCCGCCUCUCGCGAGAGCCCCGUCAGGUCGGCCAAAAAGAGUGUCCGAAAGGAUCUGAUGCGGCACACCCCCGAGAGGGCGGUGGACUGCCGUCGCCGCUCGGGGCGAUCUAAAAGCCCGCGCGUCUCCUUCGUGGACCACCUUCCAAGUGGUGCCGACGCCGCAUCCACGCCUCCACAACACGAUCUGCCUCCUUCGUUGCAUCGCUUGUCUCCUUCGUCGGCCUCGUCGACGGACACCGAAGCGGAUGCUUUUGCACCGCCGGAGUUGGUGGAUUUCAGCGUGCUCACCGAAGCAAUGGGGCACAGUACCCAGGAGGAUUCAGUGGUCUUGUGCGGCUUCUCUGUUGAGUCGCUUCCCAUGUCUGCGGGAGUUGUGCGCGCGGACGAAGAGAGUCACCCCUCUCGUCCCUGCGCACGUGCUGCACAACAGCCGCGUCUAGCUCAUCCGCCGACGGCAUCGCGUAGGACCCUUCGCACCACCGACGCACCCCACGCAGAUGCGUCCUCCAUCGUUCAACCCCCACGUGAGGCGUACGCCUCGUAUGCAGCUCCCCAUUCGAGAAAUCAGCCGGAGGCGGGGCAGGCAAAUCCGUACGCGUUACAGCGACCGACACCGGCGCUGGUGCAUGGAAGUGCGCGGCACGAUGACCGCAGGCUCCCCUGGCCUUCACGUGAGCUGGAAUACCCGCCUCCAGCUGCGGAGCCAAUCGCCGCCCCGGCCACGGUGCGCACUACAAAAGAGCCUUUGAAGGUCGUCGACAUUUAUCACACGGUCGAUUCGGUGGAGGAAGCGGUUGUGGGAGAGAGUGCGGAUUACGAGUACACCACAUCAUAUGCUGGACCAUACAACGCGAUGCAUUCGAAUCCCACUGAUGACACGCUUGGUGCAAUGCAGACGGCGGCUACCCCCACCUCCGAGAACAGGUAUGACCCGCUACAGCACCGACGUCAACAACGGGAAGCGGUGCGCCAGCUGCUUGCUCGACAGACGGACCCGCAGCGCCACUCAACAUCUCGCGCUCAGUCCGACGACGACACUGAAAUAGAAGGGGACACAGCUCCUCAACAGCUCUCUUCCGCUGCUUACGUGCUCCAGCAAGAGCGACUUCGCGAGCAGCGGAUGGCAGCGGAGACGGAGCGACUGCGGCUCGGGCUAGCGCUGGACGUGUGUCAGGCCGUGCGUCCUUACGGCCGCGACCUCCUCCUGAUGUUUCUGCUACUCGUGGAGGAGUCGAACGCGUCGCUGCGCCGGCACCGGCAGAGCUCAAAAACUCUCAAGGGCAGCUCUGACGCGUUUGCAGAUACCGCACCGUGGACAGAGAGCCGUGUCCGCUACGAGAUGUGUGCGGAGGCGGUGAACUGUGUGCUGGCGCGGCACGGCGUGCGUUCCGUCCGAGCCACACGAGAGUUGUGCCGUCGUGUGGUGACCUGGUGCGGUCGCAAUCUGCAAGGUUCAUCCAGGUCUUUUGAGGCGUCUUCAGCUUCAAUGGACGAGACCCUGGUAGAGUACACCGCCUUUGUUUCGUGUGUGAUGGAGUUCGCAGCGCAGUACCGCAGCAACGCCUCGUAG